AAAACUUACUGAGAAUUAUUUGGAUUUGGACAAAAUUUGAAUGUAUCAUCAGAUAAAAAAAUAACUUAAUCGAAUGAGUAAUUUAGUUAUACGGAACAUUCAGGUCGGGUAAGGUAUAAUCAUGUAAUUCCUCUACAAAUACCAGAAAUUAUCUAUAAAAGAAGACGAAAACACAAAAAUAAUCAAGAAAUGGGAAUAAUAUGGUCGAUAUUCUCAAAGCCAAAGCCAAAGCCACAUAAUAACAACGAAGACAUGCUAAAACAUGCAGACUCGCCUCUUACUCUUGAUACGACGUCGUCUCCUCAGGCCGACGAUGACGUUUCCUUGAAGCCCAAGACAGAGAAGAACUUGAUAGAGGAAGAUGAGUGUAAAGCGAAGAAAAACUGUUUCAUGUUGAACGCGAGAGAACUCUCAAUUACAUGGGCAGAGUCUCAGACAAAUAAAUAUUGGAGUUGGUUCUCUGAUCUUGACCAAACAUCCAGUGAUGUAGGAACUGAGGUUGCAAAGAUGGAACGAGUAGCUUGGUUAGAAGUGGUUGGAAACUUCGAAACGGAGAAACUAACUCCCAACAGUUUGUACGAGGUUGUGUUUGUGGUUAAGCUAAUAGAUUCUGCGAAAGGAUGGGAUUUUCGGGUUAACUUUAAACUGGUUUUGCCAACCGGAGAAACCAAAGAGCGGCGAGAGCAUGUGAAUCUGUUAGAAAGGAACCAGUGGGUGGAGAUUCCGGCCGGUGAGUUCACGACAUUGCCAGAACAUCUUUCCGGCAAGAUUGAGUUUUCGAUGUUGGAGGUUAAAAGUGGACAGUGGAAGUCCGGUCUGAUUGUGAAAGGUGUUGCUAUUAGACCCAAGAAUUAAGAAUCCUAACUUGUAAGCUUAAACAAUAAUAAGAACACGAAAUUUAUUAUUAUGAUGGAUGAUUUAUGUACA
Arabidopsis lyrata subsp. lyrata is the source of this 927-nucleotide messenger RNA. RefSeq names its product protein PHLOEM PROTEIN 2-LIKE A2. Bases 190 to 855 code for a protein of 221 amino acids. NCBI's taxonomy places the organism in Eukaryota, Viridiplantae, Streptophyta, Magnoliopsida, Brassicales, Brassicaceae. The record is from RefSeq and is a predicted model, not a curated record. The transcript has 4 exons.